UGCACCAAUUGCGCGCACGUUGAAGAACGAUUAUAAAGCCAACUUUCAUGCAUCUCAAUUCACAGCAAUUCCCUCUCCAUCUUCCAUUCUACUUACUAACAACACAAAAACAAAAAGACUAGUAGUAUUGUAUUGUGUGCAAAUACAAAUACAAGUACAAAUGCAAUUCUAAGAACAAUUAGAAGAAAACAAGUAAAACCAAAAUGAGUUCUGAGCUAAUUCACAGAAACCAAACAAGAGAUCAAUCUGAGAUUCAAACCACAGAUUCACCAUCUUCUCCGCGUCGCGAGAAUUCGCAUCCGAAAACAAGAACCAUGCUGAGCCGAGCUCCGUUUCUCUUCAUUGGCAUCGCGAUUGCCACUCUCUUCUUCCACUAUCUCCCUUCCCGAUCCACUCUUCCUUCUAACGUCGACGACUCCACGUUGAUCGAAACCGAUUUGGCUCUUCCGACGAGGCGAGUUCUGUUGGAGGAACGCCGCACAUUGCAAGAGAGGAGACAGAGAGUGCCGUUGUCCGUUGGAUUGAAAAACAAGAAGAACAAGAGAGUGCUGAUAACCGGUGGCGCCGGUUUCGUUGGAAGCCACCUUGUGGACCGUUUGAUUGAAAGAGGCGAUAACGUGAUCGUGAUUGAUAACUACUUUACCGGAAGGAAAGAGAAUGUUAUGCAUCAUAUUGGUAAUCCGAAUUUUGAACUCAUUCGACACGACGUCGUUGAGCCGAUUCUUCUAGAAGUUGAUCAGAUCUAUCACUUGGCUUGCCCUGCUUCCCCUGUUCACUACAAAUUCAAUCCCGUCAAAACCAUCAAGACAAAUGUGGUGGGGACAUUGAACAUGUUGGGGUUGGCAAAGAGAGUGGGUGCACGAUUUUUGUUGACAAGUACGAGUGAGGUGUAUGGGGAUCCAUUACAACAUCCUCAAGCUGAGACAUAUUGGGGAAAUGUUAAUCCAAUUGGUGUGAGAAGUUGUUAUGAUGAGGGAAAGCGUGUUGCCGAGACUUUGGCUAUGGAUUACCAUAGAGGCGCUGGCAUUGAGGUGAGGAUUGCUAGAAUUUUUAACACAUAUGGACCUAGAAUGUGCCUUGAUGAUGGCCGUGUGGUCAGUAACUUCGUUGCUCAGGCAUUGAGGAAAGAUCCAUUGACUGUUUAUGGUGAUGGGAAACAGACAAGAAGCUUUCAAUAUGUUUCAGAUUUGGUAGAGGGCUUGAUGCGGCUAAUGGAAGGUGAACAUGUUGGGCCUUUCAAUCUUGGUAACCCUGGUGAAUUCACCAUGCUUGAACUUGCUCAGGUGGUGCAAGAAACUAUUGAUCCAAAUGCAAAGAUAGAGUUCAGACCAAACACAGAGGAUGAUCCUCAUAAGAGAAAGCCAGACAUCUCCAAAGCAAAAGAGCUUCUUGGAUGGCAACCAUCUGUGUCUCUCCGUCAGGGACUUCCUCUAAUGGUCAAUGAUUUCAGGCUAAGAUUAUUUGGUGACUCAAAGGUUAAUGGGGGCAAAGGUGCAUCUGCUGAAUAGAGUAAAACAGAGGUGGGAAUAAAGUUAAAAGAAACAAGUGAAAAUAAACAUAUAGGUACAACAAAAAUUUACUUAUUUGGCUUGUUUUGGAUCAAAUUAGAUAUAUAUACAUUACAAGUCAUUUGAUGAGAUUUAUAUACAUCUGGCAGAGAAAUAAGCAGCAUCCCCCGGAUCAUGGGAAGAAGAUGCACAUUUUUGUUGUAUUUUAUUAGUAUUUGUAUAACGUCAUUUACCUACAUAUUAUUGUGAAAUGAAGUUCUAUUUUAUUGUGUAAACAAUUCUUCAGAAAUUGGAUACAUCUCAAGUGUUAUUAGAUUAA
Vicia villosa (hairy vetch) is the source of this 1827-nucleotide messenger RNA. RefSeq names its product UDP-glucuronic acid decarboxylase 2-like. The coding region runs from base 204 to 1508 and encodes 434 amino acids. The record is from RefSeq and is a predicted model, not a curated record. Gene Ontology annotation, molecular function: UDP-glucuronate decarboxylase activity; NAD+ binding. The transcript is spliced from 7 exons. Lineage: Eukaryota; Viridiplantae; Streptophyta; Magnoliopsida; Fabales; Fabaceae. Gene Ontology annotation, biological process: D-xylose metabolic process. Gene Ontology annotation, cellular component: cytoplasm.